AUGGCCCAGUCUGAAGCUAAUGGCCUCAGCCCGGACCUCUCCAACGGAGCCAUCAUCCACAGCCCUAUAGGAACCUGUACCGACCCGGAUACACAGAGACAACGAGAUGAAGAGGAGGAGGAGGAGGAGGAUGUAGAACUUGCAGAGGAGGUGUUGGAACUGGGGGAGGAGGUGGGCGAGGACAUGGAGGACAUUGGGCUGGCAGGUGAGGGUAAGGGAGGUGCAGCUGAUCAUUUCGAAGUGAUGGUGCAAGCUAAUGGGAGUGGAGGAGAGGAGGGAGAGGAGGGAGAGAGGGGGAUUGAAGAGAAGGAGGUUAGUUUCCAGGAAAAGAGAGAGGGAGGUAAAAGAGAGAGGGAGCUGACCGUGCCAGUUGUUGUAAUUGAAGAGGAGCAGGAGAAAUCUGUAGAGGCUGUAGAAGAAGAGAAGUCUGCUGAGAGAGAGGAGGAGUCAGCAGGGGCGGACAAAGGGAGAGAAAUAGAGGAGAGCGAACCUCCUCUCCCCCCACCACCCCCUAGUUUACCUGACCAACCUGUUCAGACCACUGAGAUAGCUACAGAACACUCACACGAGAAGGAGGGAGGAGAGAGGGAAGAGGAGGGAGGAGAGAGGGAAGAGGAGGGAGGAGAGAGGGAAGAAGAGAAGGAGUCAGUCACUCUGUGUGUGGAGGAGGGAGAGGUGAAGGAGACAGCGGGGAGAGAAACUGAGUCCAUUAAUGAUGAGGUAGAGAGGAAAAAUGAAGAGACAUCUCCAGAGGCAGAAAAGGCACAAAUAGUUUUGCCUGUUGAUAAGACAGAGGACGAUGUCGAUUUGACGACAACAGAACCGCCAGUCCCGUCCACUGAUGAUGAGGUGGAGAGUAAAGAAGGGCUGUGUACAGAGAGUCAAAAGCCAGAAACUAAAUCCACUACAGAUGAGUUAGCGAAGGAAGAGCAGAGUGGCGGUGAGGACCCAGAGAUGCCCAUCAGCCAGGCGACUAAUGAUGAUGGCAUGGCGAGAGUGAGUGAUGAAAGCGGGAGUCAAGUGACUGAGGACUGUCAAACUGUGUCCACUAGCGAUGAGGUCAGAGAGACACGGCAGGAGGAAGGACAGGAAGAGGAUCCUAAACAUCAGCCAGCCAAUGACAAUGAAGGAGAGAGUGAGGAAAGUAAGAAUGUAGUGUCAGAGAAUCAACAGGUUGCACAAGAAGAGAGGGAUGAGAAGCAGCAGGGAAGUGAGAACAGUACAGAGAAAAAAGAGGAGGAGGUUACAAGCCCUGUUACAGAGGGACAGGGAGAGACCACUAAAGAAGACGUUUUAGAGAAAGAAGAGGAGGGGCAUCAAGCGACAGAGCACCAGCCCCCGUUGUUCGUUACUGAUGAGGUCAUAGAGACCGGAGUUGUCAAGAGUCAGGCAACCACGGCUCAACAGCCACAGGAUGUUGUCACUCCACCUGUUGAGGUAGAGGGAGGGAGCAAGAGCAAGGAACAGCCACUGAUACAGCCCGGUGAGAGUCAGGGGGGUGAGAAUGGAGCUAAAGAGGAGGGAGGUUUACAACAGACAGAACAGCAGCUACAGGUCGAAGAGGGUGACAGUGAAAGGGCAGUGGAAGGAGGUGGUGGGGAGAGGGAAGAGCCACAACAGGUUAGGGAUGAUGCGGUGGCGGGGAUGGACACAGGAGGCAGCAAAGUAGAGGAGGAGCAAAAGAAGGAGGAUAAUGUAGAGAUAGCAGAGGAACAGAGAAGAGGUGGAGGUAUGGAGGAACAGACGGAAAAGGCUUUGGAGCCUGAUAAUGCUGCCAGACAAGAGGAGGAAGAGAAAGAAGUUAAAGUUGUAGCUCAGCCACAGGUACAGAUACUCAAAUGUUCAGCAGGAGACACACAGGAGGAGGAGGAUUUAGAGCAUGUCGAGGAGGCUUUCGAGCUUGAGGAGGGAGGAGACAUGGAGAAAGAACAGCCAGGAGAGGUCAUUCUGGAUGAGCCCAGAGCUACAGAGGUGGGAGGGGCUGAAGAGAUGGAACAUCAGGCUCCGGUCUCAGAGAUAGGGACGGGAGGAUCAGAGGGAGGGGGUGAGUUGGAGGAACAGCCAGUGACAAACAUUGACGAUAAUCUAGACUCCCAAUCAGAGGGAGCGAUUGAGAUGGCGGAAGAGCCAGAGGAUCUCAUUGAGGAUGAGUCUAAACCUGCAUUAGAGGGAGGCAGCGAGAGUGUAGAACAGCCAGGGCCUGUCACUAAGGAUGAGCCAGUAAAGGUAGGGAAGGAAGACACAGCGAAGGAAAGAAGGAAAGAGAAGGAAGAAGAGGUGGAGCUAGGGGUCAAAGGUCGCAAAGCCAGGAUAGAGAAUGGGUUCCCUGGAACAGAGGAGUUGAAACGACAACUGCUGAAUGAGAUGCUGCUAUCUCCCACAAGGCUGAAACAAGGAGAAAUGAAAGAAGAGGUGACAGUAAAAAGAGAUAGGGUCACGCCCCGCAGAAGGAGCGACGACUGGAUCAAGAAGGCGGCCCCAGAGGAGGUGCAGACCCACAGAGGGAGUGACGACUGGAUCAAGAAGGCAGCCCCAGAGGAGGUGCAGACCCGCAGAGGGAGCAACGACUGGAUCAAGAAGGCGGCCCCAGAGGAGGUGCAGACCCGCAGAGGGAGCGACGACUGGAUCAAGAAGGCGUCCCCAGAGGAGGUGCAGACCCGCAGAGGGAGCGACAACUGGAUCAAGAAGGCGGCCCCAGAGGAGGUGCAGACCCGCAGAGGGAGCGACGACUGGAUCAAGAAGGCGGCCCCAGAGGAGGUGCAGACCCGCAGAGGGAGCAACGACUGGAUCAAGAAGGCGGCCCCAGAGGAGGUGCAGACCCGCAGAGGGAGCGACGACUGGAUCAAGAAGGCGUCCCCAGAGGAGGUGCAGACCCGCAGAGGGAGCGACGACUGGAUCAAGAAGGCGGCCCCAGAGGAGGUGCAGACCCGCAGAGGGAGCGACGACUGGAUCAAGAAGGCGGCCACAGAGGAGGUGCAGACCCCCAGGAGGAGGGAGGACUGGGCCAAGAAGGAGGCCCCAGAGGAGGCGCAGACCCGCAGAAGGAGCGACGACUGGAUCAAGAAGGAGGCCCCAGAGGAGGGGCAGACUCCUGGGAGGAGGGAAGACUGGAUCAAGAAGGAGGCCCCAGAGGAGGCGCAGACCCGCAGAAGGAGCGACGACUGGAUCAAGAAGGAGGCCCCAGAGGAGGCGCAGACCCCCGGGAGGAGGGAAGACUGUAUUAAGGAGGCCCCAGAGGAGGCGCAGAACCCUGGGCGGAAGGAGGACUGGAUUAAGAAGUUGUCACCAGAGGAGGCGCAGACCUAUGGGAGGAGGGAGGACUGGAUGAAGGAGCUGAAGUCGGUGAUCAAAGAGGAGGUGCGUUCCCCGAAGAGGAGAGAGGAGCCGGUGAAGAAGAAGAAGGUGGUGCUCAUGGAGGAGGUGCCCACAUUCAUGCACCAGAGGAAAGAGGUGAAGAUAGAGGUGAAGAAAGAGGAGGCAGCGCAGGGGGAGGGGGAGGUGAAGACGGUGAAGAAGUCUGUGAGGCUGCAGAGCCCAACCCCUCACGAGGAACGCAGCGACAGUCCGGACCCCCAGGAGUACGAGAUCUCCCUCUAUGUCAAGGUACAGUAGCACCAAGGGUUAACUAUGGGUUAACUAUGACGUUCAGAACGUUGCAGAUAGACAUGUAAUGAAUAGAGCUGACACAAUUCCCUUUUUUAGAUGACAGGCAAUCAUAUACAGUUGAAGUCAGAAGUUUACAUACACCUUAGCCAAAUACAUUUAAACUCAGUUUUUCACAAUUCCUGACAUUUAAUCCUAGUAAAAGUUCCCGGUCUUAGGUCAGUUAGGAUCACCACUUUAUUUUAAGAAUAUGAAAUGUCAGAAUAAUAGUAGAGAGAAUUAUUUAUUUCAGCUUUUAUUUAUUUCAUCACAUUCCCAGUGGGUCAGAAGUUUACUUACACUCAAUUAGUAUUUGGUAGCAUUGCCUUUAAAUUGUUUAACUUGGGUCAAACGUUUCGGGUAGCCUUCCACAAGCUUCUCACAAUAAGUUGGGUGAAUUUUGGCCAUUCCUCCUGACAGAGCUGGUGUAACUGAGUCAGGUUUGUAGGCCUCCUUGCUCGCACACGCUUUUUCAGUUCUGCCCACAAAUUGUCUAUAGGAUUGAGGUCAGGGCUUUGUAAUGGCCACUCCAAUACCUUGACUCGUUGAACCUUAAGCCAUCUUACCACAACUUUGGAAGUAUGCUUGGGGUCAUUGUCCAUUUGGAAGACCCAUUUGCGACCAAGCUUUAACUUCCUGACUGGUGUCUUGAGAUGUUGCUUCAAUAUAUCCACAUAAUUUUCCUUCCUCAUGAUGCCAUCUAUUUUGUGAAGUGCACCAGUCCCUCCAGCAGCAAAGCACCCCCACAGCAUGAUGCUGCCACCCCGUGCUUCACGGUUGGGAUGGUGUUCUUCGGCUUGCAAGCAGCCCCCUUUUUCCUCCAAACAUAACGAUGGUCAUUAUGGCCAAACAGUUCUAUUUUUGUUUCAUCAGACCAGAGUACAUUUCUCCAAAAAGUACAAUCUUUGUCCCCAUGUGCAGUUGCAAACCGUAGUUUGGCUUUUUUAUGGCGGUUGUGGAGCAGUGGCUUCUUCCUUGCUGAGCGGCCUUUCAGGUUAUGUCGAUAUAGGACUCGUUUUACUGUGGAUAUAGAUACUUUUGUACCUGUUUCCUCCAGCAUCUUCACAAGGUCCUUUGUUGUUAUUCUGGGAUUGAUUUGCACUUUUCGCACCAAAGUACGUUCAUCUCUAGGAGACAGAACGCGUCUCCUUCCUGAGCGGUAUGAUGGCUACGUGGUCCCAUGGUGUUUAUACUUGCGUACUAUUGUUUGUUCAGAUGAAAGUGGUACCUUCAGGCGUUUGGAAAUUGCUCCCAAGGAUGAACCAGACUUGUGGAGGUCUACAAAAAAAAAUUCUGAGGUCUUGGCUGAUUUCUUUUGAUUUUCCCAUGAUGUCAAGCAAAGAGGCACUGAGUAUGAAGGUAGGCCUUGAAAUACAUCCACAGGUACACCUCCAAUUGACUUAAAUGAUGUCAAUUAGCCUAUCAGAAGCUUCUAAAGCCAUGACAUCAUUUUCUGGAAUUUUCCAAGCUGUUUAAAGGCACAGUCAACUGGAAUUGUGAUACAGUGAAUUAUAAGUGAAAUAAUCUGUCUGUAAACAAUUGUUGGAAAAAUUACUUGUGUCAUGGACAAAGUAGAUGUCCUAACCGACUUGCCAAAACUAUAGUUUGUUAACAAGACAUUUGUGGAGUGGUUGAAAAAAUGAGUUUUAAUGACUCCAACCUAAGUGUACGUAAACUUCCGACUUCAACUGUAUGUUCUAUCUACAAUACACACUGUGUAGUACACAGUACAUUUAUAUCUGAAUGUUCUCUUAUGUUGCAUCUUCCUGAAAAGGCCCCAGUGCUUCCUGGUCCUGGAGAGCUACAGGCUAUAUCAAUCAGCUGAUUACCUGAAUCAGGUGUGUUAGCCUGUACAUCCUGUGGGUGCUCAGGACCAGGACUGAAGAACACUGAGGGGUGUGGUCUCUGCCAUUGUCUCUGUGUAUUGCCAACUCCACUUGUGGCAGAAUAUAGUUUAGCAUGUAUUUAAAGUCAAGUGUAGCUUCUAUUCAGGUAACGGCUAAAGGAUUUAUCUGUCCACAUGUCACAACAAAACAGACCCACCCCUUCUCUUAGAAGAGCUUUAAUAGUGGACAAUCUCCUUCUUUCUUUCUCGCUCUCUAUCUGUCUCCCUCUCUCAUAUUGUACUCAAAUCAGUGUUUCAGAAUCCUAGAGAAUUAUCUACUUAGCUCGUAAUGGAACUUUCCUGUCAUCUUGUUCUAUAGAUUACAAAUAGGGCUACAUGUAGCGUGCUAGCUAGCAUCAUAGGAAAACCCAUGCCAGUCCUUAGCCACUAGACCUAGCCUGCCUUUUAGCUUAUUUUAGCUACUUAGUGUCUGGUCUCUGGUCAUGUUCAGUUGGUCAUAAAGGCUAGCUCAGACACUGUCCGGUCAAAGCCCCAGGCAUUGUUCUGUUGUGGUGGUUGCUUCUCCUCUGGCUGGUUUAAAGUAACACGAUUUGACAACUUAAAAUGGCCGCCUGUCGGGAUUCGUUGAGAGUGAGAGGCCGUUGUUAUCAUUAGCCUACUUUCUGUGGCCUGUUCUUCUUUACUACCGAGUGUAGCGACAUGGCAACAUACCAUGAAACUGGCUUCGCUUCAGAUCUUUGCCUGGUAAAUAUACUGUAAGGUAGUAGUUAGCAGGUCACUUAAAUUACGUUGUAAUAAAGACACUGUUUGGCCCUUCAGGUCAGAGGUUGUGUAGUUAGGAGAGGACAGGAUCGGAAGCUGUGUGUCUGGCCAGUGAAGUAUUAGCCUGCUGGACUUUAUUCAUAAACACACCGCCAUUUUGAAAAUCUGUUGCUAAGGAAACAUCAAGCAUGCUUGCGGUUUGGGUGUGAGGCAUGUUGUGUAAUAUUGCCUGUGUUAUGAUUGCAUGUGAGGUGUUUUGUUGGGGUUGUGUGUGAUUGUGUGUAAUGUCUGAAAAAAUGUAUGCACUCACUAACUGUAAGUCACUCUGGAUAAGAGCGUCUGCUAAAUGACUAAAAAUGUAAAAUGUCUGUUGGCAUGCUUGAGUCAUGUCGUUGGGUUGAGUGUGAUCCCACUGUGAUCCCCUUAUCUCAUCCCAUUAAGAGAGUGAUAUCCUACUGUAAUCCUACCCCUCUUUAGCUGAUUGCAACCCCCCCCCCCCCCCCCCCUCCACACACAGACUUGACGGCCCCAUUGUCCCAUGUGUGACUGUGUGUGAGGGGCAUUCUAGUAGUGUUAUUGGUGAGUGUUCUGGCACAAAAUAGCUGCCGUGGCAUCACCUGUGGCCCACUAUCAAUGUAAAGUGCUUUGAGAACUCGAUGGAGAGCACUACGUUGAGGCAAUCCAUCAUUACGCUCCAUUCCAGCCGCGACUGUAUUGCUUUGAGCCAUGCCUCUCUGGUCAGUUGUCUAUAAAAAGCCUGUUAUUAAAAAGUUACCUGACAUGGUACCUCAUUUGGCUCAAUUGGUUGGAGUGUGGCUCUCUAUAACAACCCCAGGCUUGUGGAUUUGACUCCCACAUGUGCUACAUAAUAUAUGUGCUAACCGUCAGUCGCUUAGAUAAAACCUCCUGCUAAAAACGUUGUAAGUCUGGAGUGCUGCAUGCCAUGGGCCCAGGACGUGACCAACACAACAAAGGCACAUUCCAGUGUUUGAUGAAGGUGCCCUGGCGCCCAGCUAAAGGAUUAAGCCUGGGGGAAAAUGUCCUAAUAUCCUGCCCUGUUCUCCCAGGGCGCCUGCUCACAUAAUACAAUAGACACCUUUAUCUUGCUCCUGGUGUGAGAGCAACCGGAGGUAUGCUCCAUGGCCAAGCAAGCUCCAACUGUGGCUUUCACCGGAGUUAGAGACUCAAGGAAAUUGCAUUCUCUCUCUCUCUCUCUCUCUCUCUCUCUCUCUCUCUCUCGUUCUCUCUCUCUCAUUCUCUCUCUCUCUCUCGUUCUCUCUCUCUCUCUCUCUCUCUCUCUCUCUCUCUCUCUCUCACAUAGUACACUAGAAUGGUCACUCAUUGCUGUGGGGUCGGAGUUCAAGUGUGAUGAAUCGCUGUUGGUUGGGUUUGUAAUGAUCUCAGUAGAAAUAUAUACGAUCAAACAAUCCUCUUUAUGUUGUUGACAGCUUUCUACCCAAUGAGGUACUUCUAUGAUAUGUACAGUAAGGUUGGUUGCCUACGAGGAGUAUGUUUUCAGUGUGUGUGUAUGUGCAUGCGUAUGUGUGUGCGUGUGUGUGUGUGUGUGUGUGUGUGUGUGUGUGUGUGUGUGUGUGUGUGUGUGCGUGUGAAACACAUUGCCCUUUUCCAUCAGGGUCAGAACAGGGCUGAGGAUUCCAUGAACUCCCACACACUGACCCCAGAAAAGGCCUCACACUGUUCCACCAGCCCACACAGAAACCAUACCCACAGAGACUGACUCUGGGUCAGUCAGUUGGGGCCUAUUGUUGCUGUUUUUUGAGGAUUGAUUAAAAUGUAUCCUGGUGCACCAAAGGAGGCUGAGUUUCUGCAUUGUAGGUUAUUAGGCCAGUGAAUGAGAUCAUCUAACUGGAAACAUAAGCUGAGGCUUUUGCAUCAGGGAUACAUUAUUGUAGAGGGGCACAUGGACCUGAUUACGUAUCUAAAAAAGUUUACACGUUGUUCUCUGUUUGGCAUGGGCUAUUAUUCAUUCAUCAGUACCUGUAGCUGAAACCAACACAUCAGAACUACAAUCUAUCAAAGUAAAUGAAAGACGCCCCACCAGACAGGGAAAACACCCAGACACUGUUUCUAUUAUGCUAGCCGUGUGUUGCUAACAAAGAGGGAGUGUGCUGUGCAAAACGUCUCACUGUCCUGCUCUGCAUAUCUUAACCCACCUCCCCUCCAUCUUACCACCCCAACCAUGGUCGCCCACAGCUACAGAACCUGACGACCCGGUCCGGUCUCAGCCAGCCCAGACAGAGCUCAAUAGGCAGGGAGACAGUAACUUUCACGAGUUUCGCUGACAGAACCGGACUGAUUGGAGGCAGAUUGAUUUACGGAUCGGGCUGUGUCUUUGGAGCUCUAGGUUAUGAGUCCAUAAACUGAAACCUUGACUUGUGUUGUCACCAUGGCCUGGUUUGACAUAGCAGCCAAAAAGCUGGGUUUCCCAACUAUCGAGCUGUUUGUCAAGGUAAGAGUUGAGCUUAAAGUAUGGAGGAAUUUGAUGCUGCUAAUGCUGGUGGUACUGUUGUUGCUGCUGCUGGUGCUGGUGCUGCUGGGGGUGCUGUUGUUGCUGCUGCUGGUGCUGGUGCUGCUGGUGGUGCUGUUGUUGCUGCUGCUGGUAGUGGUGCUGCUGGUGGUCCUGUUGUUGCUGCUGCUGGUGCUGGUGCUGCUGGUGGUGCUGUUGUUGCAGCUGAUGGUGCUGGUGCUGCUGGUGGUGGUGUUGUUGCUGCUGAUGGUGCUGGUGCCGCUGGUGGUGCUGUUGUUGCUGCUGCUGGUUCUGCUGCUGGUGCUGUUUUUGUUGUUGAUCUCUCAGGUUUGUUGAGGACCUCUAGUGGCAAGAGAACAUCAGGGCCGAAUCAGCUUGUGUGGGAGUGUGUUUUACCAGACAGGGAACAAUGACCAGGGCAUUUGUGAUUGGGGCCUGUUGUAUGUGUGUAUUUGAACUGUGUGUAUAUGAGUUGGACUGAACCCUUUGUGUGUCUCCUACUUAGGCUGGCAGUGAUGGUGAGAGCAUCGGGAACUGUCCGUUCUCCCAGCGCCUCUUCAUGAUCCUGUGGCUGAAGGGAGUCAUCUUCAACGUCACCACAGUCGAUCUCAAAAGGUAUGGAUCAUCGCAUCGGCAAAUACAUCCAUCAAUCAAUCAAUUGUGUUCUAUAUCAAGAUCAAGUCGAUUUGACGUACUUUCUUAAGACAUUCAACCAUUAAUGCUGGAUGAUGCUAAUGGAAGUACCCUGACCCAGGAACCUUGUAAUAACCCUGUAAGAACCCUGCAAUAAUGUGUUACCCAGGAAACCGUCGGACCUGCAGGACCUGGCCCCGGGGACCAACCCUCCGUUCGUCACGUUUAACGGGGAGGUGAAGGUCGACGUCAACAAGAUAGAAGAGUUCCUGGAGGAAAAACUCACGCCACCACGGUACACACCCACCACUUCCUGUCUAUUGCCUGUCAAUCAAACUACCACUUCCUGGAUUCAACUGACCAAUCCUGAUGUCUGAUAUAUCUUCCUCUUUCUCAGGUACCCCAAGUUGGCGACUAAACACCCAGAGUCAAACACUGCAGGUAUAGAUGUGUUCUCCAAGUUCUCUGCCUACAUCAAGAACCCCCGCAAAGAUACCAACGACGGUAAGGCUUGUGUUUGUGUGUGUGUUUGUGUGUGCGUGUGUGCAUGUUUGUGUGUACUGCGUGUCUCUGACUGUGAUUACAAUGUAUGUCUGUGUGUGUGCAUCUCUGUCUGUCUGUGUUCACUCACUGCAUACCGUGUGUGUGUGUGUGUGUGUGUGUGUGUGUGUGUGUGUGUGUGUGUGUGUGUGUGUGUGUGUGUGUGUGUGUGUGUGUGUGGUGUGGGGUGUGUGUGUGUGUGUGUGUGUGUGUGUAGGCCUGGAGAAGGCCCUGUUGAAGUCUCUGAGGCGGUUGGAUGAAUUUCUGAGGACCCCCCUGCCGGAGGAGAUCGAUGCCAACAGCAUAGACGACCCUCAGGAGUCCACACGCUGCUUCCUGGACGGACCUGACCUCACUCUGGCAGACUGCAACCUGCUGCCCAAACUACACAUUAUAAAGGUACUGCUGCCCAAACUACACAUUAUAAAGGUACUGCUGCCCAAACUACACAUUAUAAAGGUACUGCUGCCCAAACUACACAUUAUAAAGGUACUGCUGCCCAAACUACACAUUAUAAAGGUACUGCUGCCCGAACUACACAUUAUAAAGGUACUGCUGCCCAAACUACACAUUAUAAAGGUACUGCUGCCCAAACUAAACAUUAUAAAGGUACUGCUGCCCAAACUACACAUUAUAAAGGUACUGCUGCCCAAACUACACAUUAUAAAGGUACUGCUGCCCAAACUACACAUUAUAAAGGUACUGCUGCCCAAACCACACAUUAUAAAGGUACUACUUUAAUUACUUAUAUCCUCUAAAUCCUCACAUCAACACUGACCUCUAUCACUGAUCCAUAUGAGUUAUGCUUUGUUUCUCUCAAAGUGAUUCCCAUGUUUAGGCUACUUCCUGGUCUGUUUCAUGACAUCACCUGUGUCUCUGUCCUGUCCCAGGUGGUGGCCAGGAAGUACCGUGGCUUUGAGAUCCCGGCGGAGAUGGCGGGGGUGUGGCGCUAUCUGAACCACGCCUACAAGAGGGAAGAGUUUACCAACACCUGUCCUGUCGAGCGUGAGAUCGAAUUCGCCUACAUAGAUGUGGCCAAACGAAUCAAAUAG
Molecule: messenger RNA, 10963 nt
Organism: Coregonus sp. 'balchen'
Lineage: Eukaryota; Metazoa; Chordata; Actinopteri; Salmoniformes; Salmonidae
Source: the annotation of a GenBank genome assembly